Syngnathoides biaculeatus (alligator pipefish) is the source of this 5114-nucleotide messenger RNA. It is a transcript of the gene kremen1, whose product is annotated as kringle containing transmembrane protein 1. The transcript is spliced from 9 exons. The record is from RefSeq and is a predicted model, not a curated record. Gene Ontology annotation, cellular component: plasma membrane. Gene Ontology annotation, biological process: multicellular organism development. Lineage: Eukaryota; Metazoa; Chordata; Actinopteri; Syngnathiformes; Syngnathidae. Bases 127 to 1572 code for a protein of 481 amino acids.
AGUCCUCCCCCCUCCCUCGCUGAGUUAGAAGGCUGCCGGGUGGUUUCAGGGACUUCCAGUGUAGAGCGGGACACCAGAGUCGAGAGCUGAGUCGCGUACCGCCUCAACCUCACCUCACCUGGGACCAUGGACCCGUGGACCGCCGCCGCCUCCUCGCUGCUUCUUGCCGGCUUCUUCUUCCUGACCUCCGCCGCGCUCACUCACUUCGACUCGGAGUGUUACACGGCCAACGGGGAGGACUACAGGGGCUUCCAGAAGCAGACCAGUUUGCACUCAGGGAAGCCUUGUCUCUUCUGGAAUGAGACCUUCCAGCACCCCUACAACACACUCAAGUACCCCAAUGGAGAGGGCGGCUUGGGGAGCCACAACUACUGCAGGAACCCCGACGGGGAUGUCCAGCCGUGGUGCUAUAUUGCAGACCAUGAAGACGGAAUCUACUGGCGGUACUGUGACAUCCCAACAUGUCAGAUGCCAGGGAACAUGGGGUGCUUCCGAGACAGCGGGGACCCCCCCACCUUGUCCGGCCCCACCGAGACCUCCAACAAGCUAACUAUCCAGACCUGCAUCAGCUUCUGCAGAAAGCAGAGAUACAAGCUGGCUGGCAUGGAGUCGGGGUAUGCGUGUUUUUGCGGUAACGAAGUGGACCUUGAUUACCACGGCGAAGCCCCAAGCAUGGAUUGCAACCACGUUUGUUUCGGCGACCACACGCAGCCGUGCGGAGGAGACGGCUGGGUCAUCGUUUUCGACACUCGGGUGGGUUCCUGUGGGGGGAAUUACUCUUCCCCAUCCGGAGUCAUCUACUCCCCGGACUUUCCAGACAAAUAUGGACCUGGUCGCGUUUGCUACUGGACGGUGCAGGUGCCUGGAUCCGCCGCCAUUCUCUUCAACUUCACCUUCUUCGACAUCACAGAUCAGACGGAUAUGGUGGAGCUGUUAAACGGUUACAGCAAUGAGGUGGUGGCACGCUUCGACUGCCGUAGCCCGCCACGCCAAUUGGUCAACAUCACCGGAGACUUUGUCAUACUCUACUUCUACUCGGACCGUACCAACCAGGCGCAAGGGUUUGCGGUGAUCUACCAAGCACUGACAAGCUUCAAGGAUGAGGAGGCCGCACAGGAUGAGAACAAGGACUUCUCCAGCACGGUGGAACCUCAGCUGCCCCCCAGUGUCACCGAUGGUGCCAAUGUAACAGCCAAAAGACACUCAUCCUCGUCCUCACAGAUCGUCUACGUGAUCACGUCCAGCCCCGGCAAAUCGGAGCACAGCAUGCCAGGUCAGUGGGCUGGACCUGGACAGACCACCGGACACAACGCUAUGUGGACCAUCUACGCCUUGGCCGGCAUCCUCAUCCUCACCGUUGUCGCCAUGCUUGCCAAACUGUUGCUGCACAUCACAGUCAAGUCCUCGCGAAUCCCCACUGUGAGCGGCUCGGACAGCUGCAACCAGAGCAUCUCGACGCCACCGGAGCCGUGGAUCAUCUUGUACCGGCCCUCCACCAUCUCCCUCUUCAAGAAGAAGCUCAAGAGCCACCACCACCAUCACGGAGACCUCAGCCCCCUGGUGGGCAACUAGUUACUACCCUCCAACCAUCAACUUCCUCUGAACUCCUUUGGUUAGCGAGGCACUGAGCUAACUAGCGGCUAAUGCGGCAUCCCGGUGGCACCCCCUAGCUUGAGGAAGGGAGGACGAGGAGCGGUGCCCCUUCCUGUUGGCACAGCUUCUGCCCCCAAGGUGGCGCUGCUUCUUUGUAACCUGGGCCUCAUGUGCAAAAGUCUUCGGGCUAACCAGUUGCCCUCGGAGAGGACGAUUCGCUCAUGGAUUGGAGCGGACGCGCCGAGGGUUGAGCGCAAAGACUGAGCGUCACGUGGCGAAGUGCCUUGUGGCGCAUCCCCCCCCUCCCCUUCUCACAUGUCUCACACGUGACGAGGAUUUAUUUUUGUAACCCUUUGUAAAUACUUUUGACAAGGCGGUCAAUGACAAGUUUUUUUGUGUUUACUGAACAUAUUGUUCAAAUUAGCUUUGAAAUGCGGGUGAGGGAUAAUAUAGUAUCGGAUAUACCAGAAUUCCGCAUGGUUGCUCAUUCUAUUGACACCAUAGGGAUAAAAGUAUUGGGACACCCCAGAAUCACGAUGAAUGGGAAAGAAACUGAUCAUAAAAUUUUGGUUACACAUUCACAGUACCUUUAGCCAAACACAUGGCCAUUAAUAAUACUUAUUUGCGGGAUCUUAUAGGUGUGCCACAAGUGCAAACAUAGCCACAGAGGCCCUCCUCCCCCCACACGUAAACGCAACACCCCAAAUAAACAUAGUCAACAGUAAGUUUAAUGAAACACGUGACAAACAGCAGUACACCCCAGUUUGGUUUUUAAGUCACUCAAGAAGUGAAACGUUCACUUACAUUAACCUGAGCGUCCCACCACAAAUAAAAAUAUUUCCUGAAUAUAAACAAAUUUAAUUUAUAUGACGAUCAAAAGUAAAUAUUGGAAACAAUGCAAACUUAAUCAGAUCACUCACUUCCCAUAAUUCCCGGCCUACAGAGCGCACCUGGUUACAAGUCUCACCGAGUAUAUUUGUAAAGGAAAUGCCAUUUGGUACAUUCAUACGCCGCAGCUGUGCAAAAGAGUGCCCACAUUGAAAUCCGCAUUGAAACACGAGAUAUUUACAAAGAAAGACGGUACACACAAAGAGUUUAACACUAGCGCAGCGCCAACGCGAACAAGGCCGAUGAAAAUAAAACUUACUGUGAAAUAUCACUUUGACUUGCCAGUAACACAGCAGCAACAUGCUAGCACAGCGCUAAAAGUCCCGCAGCGCUAAAAGUCACUUCCUCGGCGCAUAUAUUCCACCGGUCUCAUUCUUAGCUUUUCCACUUGAGUGCCCCCUUGCGGACAUUACAAAAAAUGGACAAAUUAGCCGCAUCACUGCAUUAACUGCAGGGUUGAAAGCGUGUGAAAAAAUUUGCGGCUUGAAGGCCGGAAAUUACGGUAUAUGCCACGCCACAAAUAAACACCUUAUGUAGUUCCCCUCUAUAAAAUAUAAUCUUAGUAAAUAAGCAAAGUAUAUUUAAUAAAGCAUAAAACUGCAAACUGUACUCAACUCACAGCAACAGUGCUAGUACUUGAAUGCCUUACCUCAAAUAAACGCUGUCAACUGUGUUGAGUGAAACCUGUGGUAAUACACAGCGGUGCCAUCUUCAGGCCGUCCCCAAAGUGAAAAGUUGAAUGAAAACAGCCUUAGCACUUCCACUUAAGCCUCGUCCCAGUACUUUUGUCCAGAAAGCGUGCGUCCGUUCUUUUCAAUGUUGACAAUGCAAAUCUCAUCAAAACAAAAAAAAAAAAAAAUUGACGGUCGGAAUACAUUAAACAAGAUGCACUUGCAUUCCAAAAAAAAAAACUUUCAAAAGCUAAAAAAAAAAAAAAAAAAUAGUACUUACAACAACCUUAGCACUUGCAUACACAAAGUAGUACCAAAGUACUACCUCCCACAAAACAAUUACUUUUUGUGGUGAGGUGGGGGGGAGGUUACUAAAAACAUACACUGUAUUUAAUCUAAAAUGUAACAAGCAGCUCAAGAUAUCAGCACGGUAUUACAACCGUGCAGCAAUUGCAAGCAGACCACUCAAACUUAAAUACUUGACCUCAAAUAGGUGGCAUAGUUUUUUUCCCUCAGGAAAAAAAAAUAGCUUUUUUUUCUGGGUUGAUUAAAAAAUAUAGUUCAGUAAAACAUACAAUGAAUCUUCCACAUGGUCUUGGUGGGAUCUUAGCCAGACCCCUCAAAAUGAACUCAUUCGCUCCCGGCCCUCCCAGUUAAUAUUUUAGUUCUAAUGCAGUCAAUGGCCGCGAAUUUAAAUGCCGCAGUCACAAUAUGAGCGCCCAAACCAUAAAUAGAGAAUAUGUACAUAGCAGAAAUAGUGAGAUUUAUAAUUUAUACAGUAAAUUAUUGUUUAUUUUCUAUGUGAAUGGGAGCUAUCUUUUGUACAAAAAAAGACAAAGGGGAAAAAAGUGAAGUAGCUGUUUAGUUUUAUUUAAUGUGUCUGGUUGCAAAAAUAAAAACUGCAUGUUUCCUAAUGAUUCUUUUUUUUUUUCCGGCCCUCAUCGCUCUUUUUCUUUUCCGCGUGGGAAAAUCCAGAUCUCUUUUGCGACAAACCCUUGCAUGACGUCUUUUGUUGUGACGCUAAAAUGCUUUAUCAGAUAUGGAAAAUGGCUCCCAGCCCCGCACUCCCACCAUCCUCGUCAUCAUCAGCAUCAGCAUCAUUAUCCUGGACGGGGCCAAGCAAGAAAAUCAAAUUCUUGUUUUUCUUAAAGAUUCAUAACCUCAUUUGUCAGUGAAAACGUGAAGAGUCAGAUGAGUGCAUAUUUUUAUGAUUUUUGUUCAUCUCAUCAACAACAACAAAAAAGAAGAAGCAAAGUAAUUGCAUAAAAUGUGGAAGGGAAUAUUUUUUGUAAGUUAAAUGAGUUUUUAUUUCAUUUUUUUUCCCAAUGCACAGAAACUAGGCAGACACCAGCUUUACUGUAGUUUUCUCCAAAACUGCAACCUAUUACUUUGUAUUUGUAUUGUACUCUAGCGCCCUCUGUUGGAAGGCGUUUUUGUUGUUGUGGCCUUUCAUCCAUCAUUUUUUCAUCCAAUUUAUCCUCACUUGGGUGUGUAUCACAGGUAUCAUGAAAUCAGAAAAUUAUAAAAACACUUUCGAAUGAAAUCUCUGACCCCGGUGCGAGAAAACCUGGUUUGAGGGAAACUCCACGGCAAGGCAAAGACUCAAAACAUGCACACGCACACAGGAAUGGUUAAAAAGAGGAGGGAAAUGACUUGUUUUUAGAUGGCGAACAAUGAUGAGUCCUGAUCUCAAUCCAACUGAAAGUAUUUGGGGCGAGCUCAAAUCUGCCAGAAGGGAAAAGAACCCUGCUGAUGUUGAAGAGCUCAAACAAAUUGACAAGGAAGAGUGGAAGAAAAUACAACUUGAGAAAUGCAAAAAGCUCUUAGAAGGAUACAAGAAAGGUUUGUAGGCUGCCAAAUAUUAAGCGAGGGUGCCCAAGUUUCUGCACCUUCUUUUGUUUAUCAUUUGAAAUUAGAAUGUUCAAACAAACAGUCUCUGUGAUAUUACUUUGGACAACCAAU